GGAGGGAAAGGUGAGAGGGGCAUGCCUGGCCCAUCAGGACCCAAGGGAGAGAAGGGAGCACGGGGCAAUGAUUGCAUUCGAAUAUCCCAGGAUGCUCCGCUUCAGUGUGCAGAAGGCCUGAAGGGAGAGAAGGGGGAGUCAGGAGCCUUGGGACCCUCAGGACUCCCAGGCUCAGCAGGCCAGAAGGGCCAGAAAGGCGAGAGGGGCGAUGCAGGCACCAAGGGCUCGCUGGGGAAGCCAGGCCGAGAUGGCCGACCAGGAGAGAUCUGUGUCAUCGGGCCCAAAGGGCAGAAGGGAGACCCUGGCUUUGUGGGGCCUGAAGGGCUGGCAGGAGAGCCUGGGCCCCCCGGCCUCCCUGGGCCCCCUGGGAUAGGACUGCCCGGGACCCCGGGGGAUCCAGGUGGCCCGCCAGGCCCCAAGGGAGACAAG
Molecule: messenger RNA, 429 nt
Organism: Galeopterus variegatus (Sunda flying lemur)
Lineage: Eukaryota; Metazoa; Chordata; Mammalia; Dermoptera; Cynocephalidae
Product: collagen alpha-1(XVI) chain-like
Exons: 8
Source: RefSeq, a predicted model, not a curated record